Neopelma chrysocephalum (saffron-crested tyrant-manakin) is the source of this 2595-nucleotide messenger RNA. It is a transcript of the gene GAB3, whose product is annotated as GRB2 associated binding protein 3. The transcript has 10 exons. NCBI's taxonomy places the organism in Eukaryota, Metazoa, Chordata, Aves, Passeriformes, Pipridae. Bases 297 to 2096 code for a protein of 599 amino acids. The record is from RefSeq and is a predicted model, not a curated record.
GCCGUGUCAGUGAUCAAUGUCAUGACUUCCUCCGCGGGCUGGAGCCGCGGCAGAGCGCAGCUGAAGGAAGCUGAUUGCUGCGGGUGCGAAUUGGCUGGGAACAAUACACACACCCACACACCCGCACGGGCGGACAGGCACCCGCACACACGCACCCGGGAGCACGCACACACACGGGAGCACACACCCGCUCGCACACAGACCCGCACACGCAGGCACACACCCGCGGGCGGACACACACGCACACGCAGCCCGCACCCUGGAUCCCGCGCCGCCGCUCCGCGCCGGGGGGGAAGAUGAGCUCGGGGGACGUGGUUUGCACUGGAUGGCUCAUCAAAUCACCCCCCGAGAAGAAACUCAAGAGAUACGCGUGGCGGAGGCGCUGGUUCGUGCUGCGCAGAGGCCGCAUGAGCGGGAACCCAGACGUGCUGGAAUACUACAGGAACAACCACUCCAAGAAGCCCAUCCGCAUCAUCGACCUCAAUGAGUGCGAAGUGCUGAAGCACUCGGGGCCCAACUUCAUCAAGAAGGAAUUUCAGAACAACUUUGUCUUCAUUGUGAGGACCACCUACCGCACCUUCUACCUGGUAGCCAAGACUGAGGAGGAGAUGCAGAUCUGGGUGCACAAUAUCAGCCAGAUCUGUAACUUUGGACAUCUAGAAGAUGGCACAGGUUCCGUGGAGAGCCUGUCCCACACCACCUCAUCCCCGCAGCCGUCACCGGCCGCCUCCACCCACGCCUCCCGCAUCGCCGACCCCUCCUUCUCCGUCGACGCCGCUGCUGCCGACGCCUCUGCCACGGAGGAGACUCCCAGUGAGUCAGGGUCAGUCUUCCUCCCCGACUACCUCUUCCUCUCCAACUGCGAGUCGGGCAAGCUCAGCCACAACAGGUGUGACAGCUGGUCAAAUUCAGACAGAUCUCUGGAGCAAACUUCAUCGGACGAUGUUUUUGUUGACUCCUUGCAAUCCCAGCCCUCCUUGUACCUUGUACAGCCAACCAGUGCUGGCACUGUGCACCAGGACGGGGCCCCACUGGCAAAUCCCAGCACCGUGUCCAGGAACAUAGACAUUAGUGGGCCAUCCAGUGACUUUUCCUCCUCUUCUCCCCUGCUGGGGACGCCGCUGACACCAACCUUUCAGAUUGACAAGAGCCAAAAUGCGCUGCCCUACGGUGUAACCCAGCUGGACAUCCUGUCCAACACGCCUCCACCACGGCCCCCCAAACCAACCCACUUCUCAGACAGGAGAGGGGAGGACGUGGGCGGUGGGGCCCUCCAGAACGGGCACGCAGGGAUCUGCAGGGCUCAGGUAGCUCUGGUGCCCAGGAGGAUCUCCCUGUCCAGCUUAGACAACAUGAGGAACUGGAAAGCAGACAUGGAAGGCAGUUCCUUAAGAAGUCGAGAUAAGAGGCUUAGCUUGAAUUUGCCCUGCCGGUUCUCCCCACUCUACUCGACGGCCUCGGACGGUGCAGAGGACAGCUACGUGCCCAUGCGCCCCAGCACCUCUCCCUCCGCGCCCGGCUCCGACUGUUCCCCUGAUGGCUACAUCCCCAUGAGCCCCGGCUCGGCCACCUUUACCUUCCCUGUCGUCAGCACUGAAAAACUCACCAGCCCGUUACCUGAGCUGCCCUCGGACGUGGAGCCCCCUCCAGUGAACCGAGACCUCAAGCCUCGUAGGAAACCACGGCCACCUCCUCUGGACUUGAGGAACCUCUCCACAAUCCGGGAGCAUGCUGCCGUGACCAGGAUGUGGACUGUGCCUUACAAUCGAAUGAGCUUUAUCUCACCAGAAAGAGACGGUAUUAAUUCAGCAAGAAUAUUUGCCAAUUCAGUUUCCGGAGAAGAGGAAGAAAGUUACAUUCAUAUGGAACACAGACAGGCAACAUCUCCAUACAGUGGUGCUUUCCCAUGGACAAGGAAAUCUAACCUUGAUUACUUAGCACUGGAUUUUAAUUCUGCUUCCCCAUCCCCUGUGCAGAAGAAACCUUUUCUGUCUGAGGAACAGAGGGUGGACUAUGUCCAGGUAGAUGAACAGAAAACUCAAGCUUUACAGAACACUAAGCAGGAAUGGACAGAUGAAAGACAAUCAAAAGUCUAAAGGAAGAAGAUAUGGGAUCUGGAAGAUUUAUUUUUUUUUGCACUGGAACCACAAUGUUAAUGAAGCAGCUAUCACAGUAGAGUUCAAAGGCAGAGAGAGUUGUAAGAUACUUACAAUCUGUAGAGGCAUUUUUACUGGAAACCUUUGAUUUCAGCUGGAAAUAGUAUGUUGAGUGAGUGAGUGGUUCACUGAUGAUUAAAGUAAUGCAUUACCCUUUCUACUGCCCUUACCACUAAGCUACAUGGUACCAUUUUCUGGCAUGAUUCUGCGACGAGUCAUACACUUAACAUUAACAAAUCCACUACAAGUUGCAUUAAUCUAGUUCGUCCUGCCUUCUCCCUCAGUUGCAUAAUUCCUAGUUGCUAAAGCUAUUUUUUAAUAUUCCUACAAAUACUGCAGGUGCUUGGAGUGCUUUUAUGGCAGCGGGCAUCUGACAGGUAUUGGUGACUAAUCAACUAAGGGCUAAAAUACUGAAACAAUAAAAAGAACUUUUUGAAUA